GCAAACUUCCUUCCCCUUUCUUAGCUUCUGAACACCAUCCAUGGCGCUUUCCAAAACAUUAAAACGAAAAAGAAGUAGUGUCUCCAAGUUUCUUACUCUUCCAAACAACCUCAUAACGGAUAUUCUUGGUCGAGUCGCCUCCCAUUCCCUUAAGGAUCUAUUGAACGUCAAACAAACUUGCAAAUUUCUUCAUGAAGCUGCAGAAGAUGAUUACAUCUUUGAAAACGUUUCGAUACAUGGUAUUCUAAAAUAUCAAUGGAGUGAAAGAAAAGAAGCACGUUCCUUUUUCGAACGUUGCAGGCGAUGUGGGAACCGUGAUUUGUUGUUCCGAGAAGGAAUGUUUGAUUAUUUCGGCUGCCAAAAACCAGAGUUUUCAAGGCUGGAAAAAUUAAAAACCGCUGCAGAGAAAGAUCAUGCAAAUGCUAUCUAUGUUUAUGGAAUUAUCUUACUUUGCUCCGGAGAGGAUAACUUGAAAAAACAAGGUAGUGAGCUCCUACAUUCAGUGAAGAGAUUGCGACCCAACGAAGAGAUUAGAAGGUUUCGGGAGAGAACAGAGUCAAUUAUAGCAACUAUUAAGUGGGAAAAUAAUUGGAUUAAUUAUGAUGGUUUUAUCCGAAGACCGAAACUUUGUGGGCAUGAAAGGGUUUACAAAUAUAUUGAUAUGUGGUUGGAAGAUGAAGAAAAGGAAGUGAUAAAGAUAUGUGACUAUUGUGAAUGGAGCCAUGAGAUAGAUUUGUUCAUCAAGAUGUUAUGUGGAUAAAAGGGUUUUGUAUGUAUGAGUUGAAUCAGUAUGUUUACAUAAUUUGUAUUUUUUUUUUUUUUAGGAAUUUUGAUGUUUUCCUAUAUAUAUAAUUUGGGUGAGAUGCUGCAACUGUAACUUUCUACAAGGUCCUGUUUGGUAUCUAGAAAAAUUGUUAGUAUUUAGUAAAUAUAAAUGUAAUUUUCAU
Rubroshorea leprosula is the source of this 947-nucleotide messenger RNA. The record is from the annotation of a GenBank genome assembly. Lineage: Eukaryota; Viridiplantae; Streptophyta; Magnoliopsida; Malvales; Dipterocarpaceae.